Molecule: messenger RNA, 1092 nt
Organism: Psilocybe cubensis
Lineage: Eukaryota; Fungi; Basidiomycota; Agaricomycetes; Agaricales; Agrocybaceae
Exons: 9
Coding region: 1-1092 (363 amino acids)
Biological process (GO): uridine catabolic process
Cellular component (GO): cytosol
Molecular function (GO): uridine phosphorylase activity
Source: RefSeq, a predicted model, not a curated record
AUGAAAGAUACCCUGACAGACGCGAAUUUUCCACGGACAGCAGACCAACGCGUCUAUCAUCUUGGGGUCCGCCCUGGAGAGGUGGCGAAUCGUAUUGUCACCGUUGGUUCGCCGUCGCGGGCGAACACUGUAGCCUCGUUUCUCGACGCAAAACCGAAGCCGUUCGUGUUGAAUUCCGAGCGCGGUUUCUUGACAAUUACAGGCAGAUAUAAAGGUGUACCCGUAUCAAUCAUAAGCAUUGGUAUGGGCAGUCCAAAUAUGGACUUCUUCGUGCGUGAAAUCAGGGAAAGUGUCAGCGGCGACCUCGCCAUUAUUAGGCUGGGCUCUUGUGGUGGUCUAGUCGACAUACGUCCGGGAACGGUCGUAGUGGCAGACGCCUGUGUGUCGAUUUCUCGCAACGUCGAUUUCGACUUUGCCAAUCCAGAAAGCUGCGAUGAGCCAGCGUAUAGAAUCAGCAAGCCUGUCGCCGCCGACGAGAAGUUGACAAAUGAGCUUGUCAAAGCUUUGCAUGCCGCGAAACCAUCUACCUCUCUGUCGGACAUCAUCUCAGGGACGGUCAAUGCUUCAGCUGACAGGUACGUUGAUAAAACAUCAUGUUCCCACCAGAAGUUCUCAGACGACGGGCCCGUUUUCGCCAGCUUCUACUCGUCGCAAGGGAGACAAACAUCUUUCCCAGAUCACAACGAGCAUCUUAUUGAAUACCUUCAGAAGAUGGUCGAGAAUUUAUCCACACUCGAAAUGGAGACCUUUCACCUCUUUCAUCUUGCGGCCUGCUGGCGUGCCCGGUCCGCCGUAUCUACGGUGGAGAGGACGCCUCUUACCACGGGGCCUGUCACCCCCGUUAUUGCCCAAUCUUCAAAUCCCACACCCCAGAUACCUCCUACUCCACAGGCGUUACCGAAUUCUGUUAUCAGGGCAGCUGGGAUUCAUAUGGUCUUUGCUUCUCGUAAAUCUCGAGAUUUUAUUACGCCGGAGCAGGUUAAAGAAGUUGAAGAAUGGACUGGACAGGGAGUCCUCAACGCGCUGGUAAACAUAGACAUUCCUGAGGACCAGAUGCACACCAGCGAAGGCAGCGUUUGGGAACUCGUGUAG